This is a messenger RNA of Rattus rattus (black rat), 1667 nucleotides long. RefSeq names its product MAP3K7 C-terminal like (gene Map3k7cl). Gene Ontology annotation, cellular component: cytosol; nucleus. The transcript is spliced from 7 exons. Lineage: Eukaryota; Metazoa; Chordata; Mammalia; Rodentia; Muridae. The record is from RefSeq and is a predicted model, not a curated record.
AUGAGGAAACAUGACAACAUCCUGGCUGUUGGAGUGGCAAGGAAAGGAGAGAGGGGCUAUGCGAGGAAGCGGAACAGGGAGGUCCCGUGGGAUGGGACGCUGGGGUCCGGGGCAGAGCAGAGUGUCCGUGGCUGUUAUGCAGCAGGUGCAGACUGCUCUCUCGCUGAGUCUUGACUCCACAAACCCAACGACUGGCCAAGGCAGUGGCUGGCCCUGGAUUACACAAGCGCAGACUCUCAACUAAGUGAGCUGGAAGACCCAGGAGAAGGCCGGGCCUCAGGUGCCCACAUGAUCAGCACAGCCAGGGUACCUGCAGAUAAGCCAGUACGCAUCGCGUUUAGCCUCAAUGAUGCCCCAGAUGAUACGCCGUCUGAAGAGGCCAUUCCUUUGGUCUUCCCAGAGUUAGAGCAACAGCUCCAGCCUUUGCCGCCUUGUCACGACUCCGCAGAAUCCAUGCAGGUGUUUAAACAGCACUGCCAAAUAGCGGAAGAGUACCAUGAAGUCAAAAAGGAGAUCGCCUUGCUUGAGGAAAGGAAGAAGGAGCUCAUUGCCAAGCUGGACCAGGCAGAGAAGGAGAAGCUGGAUGCUGCUCAGCUGGUGAGGGAAUUUGAGGCCCUGACAGAGGAGAACCGGACGCUGAAGAUGGCCCAGUCUCAGUGUGUAGAGCAACUGGAAAAACUCAGAAUCCAGUAUCAGAAGAGGCAGGGCUCCUCCUAACAUCAGCCGAUGAAAUGUGAGCGAGGUUGCUGACUGCUAUGCGCUGGCCAAAAGGAUUUGCAUCUUAAGGAACAGAGAGUAAAAUCUAUUGCUUCUCUUUAUUACCCACAUGGCAAAUGUCUAGAAUGAGUUUAGUGCCGCCUAGCUUCUAGCUCAAGAGAGGGAUAUUUUAAGCGAGGUCAUUAAUGCAAAGCUAUCGCCAGUAUAUAUUUUCAGAGAUCAAGAGUUCUUUUUUCCAAAUAUAUACGUAUAUAUAUAUAUAUCUUAGAAAGAUAUGAUCAUACUGUACAUUAUAGUAGAAAAUAAUAAAAAUAGAAUAUUGACUGGCCCCACCGAAAGUCAUGCGCCAUAAAACAAGCCAGUAGGGUGUUCACUGUAGUUUCACAUCUGUGCAUCUAAAAAUUCUAUGCCUUUUCAUAUUUCAAGUCCGCUCAGCUACAAACCAUGAAAACUAGCUGUGUUCGGUAGAGUCAGAUGUAACUCUUCAGUGACUGAUUGUCCUAAGAACAAAUGGUUGUAUAGCCUAAGUGCUUUCUCGUGAAACUAUCAGCAGUCGUGCGUCCUUGCCCAAAGCUCACUGGCCAGCGCUGAUUUGUGUAAGGAAGAAUCAAGGCUGACCGUGCUUUCUUCCCUCGGGGUUAACACGCAGUGGACACGUUUGCGUUGGCCGUGUCGGUCUUUGGGAUCUGGGCGCGGGGAAAGUGGAAGCUAUGGUUCAGACCCCACACACCAUUGAGUGUCUGUAAGCCCGGUGAGAGGAUAUAACUAGUGCUCGGGAUCUCAGGAGAUAGGUUAGACCAGUGAGGCUGACGGGAAUGUGGCGUGAAUGCAGAAUUAGAGAGCACGAUCUCCCUUCGUUCCGGCUCCCACACCUUCCCCCGCCCAUCUUUGUUUUGUGUCCGUUUCCAGUCACGUGACUCCUUUUUCAUUAAACGUGGAUCCAAAGUGCG